AAUUCAGUCUACUGCUGCUGCUGCUGUUGAUGUCGAUUCACCGUUAACGUGUAAUAUAACAAUAAAAAAUAAAACGAAAAAAAAUUUUAAUAUUGUUAUAUAAAUUACCUCAUAAAAUUUUACAAAUUAUAGAACAUUGUGUGCUUUAAAUAAUAAUACAAAAAUGUUUUUAACAUAAAACUAUCGUACAUACAAAUACAAUAAACUUGUCUCAUCAGUUAUUUUAAAAAUCCUAACGUAAUUAAUAAUAUUUUAAAUAAUCACCACAUUUAUCUUUUUAAAUAAAAAAAUACUGUAAAGUUUUAUAUUAAAUUUAUUUAAUCUUAGUGAUUAUACAUUGAGAUUUUAACUCUAGUAAGAUUACGUAGGAGGGAUAUAAAAGAAAAAAACAAGUAAGUGUAUGCCUAUAAAAAAAGAGGAUAGAAAACAGUGAAAAAAAUGAAGAUAAUUAUUAAAAUAAUAAAGACAAAAGAAUGGUCAUUUUUUUUUUAAGCUAAUAAAAAUAAUAAUAAUUAUUAUUAUUAAAAAACAAAUUUUAAUAAAUCUUUUAUGUGAUAAUGUACAGUAUGAAAGAUUGUAAAUAUCAAAUUUUAAUUACGGUGUAAUUUAAAAUGAUUAAUAAAUCAAUUGAAAGAGAUAAAAAAAAACAGAUAAUAAAAUAAUAAUUCUAAUUACAAUAUUAUUGAUAAUAAGAAAAAGGUGUAACUGAGUAUUGCUACAAGUAUGAAACUUGCAUCAAUGCAGCAGCGACCACAUGCACCUCCAGUACCUCCGAGGCCAAGCAGACAAGUUGUUGCAGAGGCCCUCAAGAGAUCAUCUGCUAGAUUAACUUUUCCUACGCGUCAGGCUCCACCGCCUCCAACUAACGUAAGACCCUGGCAGCAAUCGGAUUAUUCUUCAAAUAACGACAUUAAGCCUGUUGAAAAAAAUCUUAAUAUUGUUCACGAUUCUAUAAAAGAAGCUAACCAAGAAAAAUCUCAUCAAUCAAACAGUAAAUUAAUAAAGGAAACUUUUUUAAAUACAAAUGACAUUAAUUUAAAUAAUCUAAACAAUCAAGAUUCAAAUGUAUCUACCAAUAAUCAAAACCACAGCAGUAAUAACAACAACAACAAUAAUAAUAAUAAUAAUAAUAAUAAUAAUAAUAAUUAUGAAAAUAUAAUAAUAUCAAAUAAUCAAGAGUGCGAAUUAAUAGGUGUGAGUACAAUAACUCGAAGUAGUAUUUCACCUAUUGCAAUGAAUAAAUUUGAAAAUAGUAAUUUAUACACCGAGUUAACUGGCAGAGAGAAUGCGCGCACGAUAUUUUCUGGAACGAUUUCUAAUCAACUUACGACGUUACCUGAUUCUCUCAUAAAAACAACAGCAACAACAACAUCAUUAACAAAGGUUGUCGUUUCAACUGAAAAUGACGUGAAAUCACAAUUUUCAAAAAAUAAACAUUGUAUAGAAAAUUUAUUGACAUCCAGUGCCUCGACUGUUUCAAGUGAUGAUGGCACUACGAUUGUUGUAAUUGAAAAAGCAAGUGACGAUAUAAAAUCCGUUAACAGCGAAGAAGAUAAAAAUAAUAUUCAUCAUAAAGAUUGGUUAGAAGCAGGGAUUCGUUAUUCAUCUACUAAAAUAACUCUACCUGCAGAUGAUAAUUCAAUUAACAAUGGAAUUUUAACUUGUCCGACCCAUCAUCAUUUUUUAUUUAAUAAUUCUAGUAAGACAAGACCUGAAAGUAACUUUACCAGUAUAUGUGAUCAAAUAGCAAUGUCUUCCCUUCAAGGAUUACCUCCUUUGCCUCGAAGCCUAAGUGGAUUAUAUCUUAAUGAAGAAUUUAGAGAAACAAAUGAACCGCCUCCACCGCCUCUGAGAUCUUCAAGUAAAACAUCAAAAGUAGGAAAAACAAUACAGUCAUCGAAUUCCAGGCCUUCACCUUCACCUGGACGACAACUCACCACUUUGGAUUCACAGCUGGCGAUUCUCAGAAAAGAAAUGUUUGGACUGCGACAAUUAGAUCUUUCAUUACUAUCCCAGUUAUGGUCACUCAAUGAAUCAAUUCAAGAAUUUCGACAACUAGUUCAGGAACACGAUGAAAGAGUCCCUUCACCAUCUCCUAGCAGUGAGGAAGGUGAUGAUGGUUAUGGAAAUCAUAUACAUGUACCUUCACGUAGACCAGCGUCUCUCCAUCAUCAUCAUCAUCAUCAUCAUCAUUAUUCAUCUCAUCACCAUCAUCGACCACCCAGACCACCGAGACCUUUGCGACCACUCGGUAGCGAUGAAUCGCCUUCCAGCGAAGAAUACGGAGCGGUUUAAUGAUAAAUUAUUAUUUUAAAUAUUAUUGUUUUUACAAUUUUUCUAAAUUCAAUUCUUAAUUCUCGGUAUGUAAUAUAUGAUAAACAGUUAAUGUUAUAUGUCGAUAAAUAUAUUUUUGAUGUGAAUUUUAUAUUCAACAUUUUUAAAAUAUAAAUUACUGUAAAGAAAUGGAUGUCAUUUUUAUUUUUAUUGUUUUAAAUAUAUAAUUGAGCAAAAUUUAUUAACAAGCUAUUAUUAUUAUUAUUAUUAUUAUUAUUAUUAUUAUUAUUAUUAUUAUUAUUAUUAUUAU
Molecule: messenger RNA, 2584 nt
Organism: Microplitis demolitor
Lineage: Eukaryota; Metazoa; Arthropoda; Insecta; Hymenoptera; Braconidae
Product: myosin-G heavy chain
Exons: 3
Coding region: 724-2295 (523 amino acids)
Source: RefSeq, a predicted model, not a curated record